Molecule: messenger RNA, 2914 nt
Organism: Lutzomyia longipalpis
Lineage: Eukaryota; Metazoa; Arthropoda; Insecta; Diptera; Psychodidae
Product: zonadhesin-like
Exons: 3
Coding region: 35-2818 (927 amino acids)
Cellular component (GO): extracellular region
Molecular function (GO): chitin binding
Source: RefSeq, a predicted model, not a curated record
GUUUGGUUUUUGGCUUUCCUUAGGGAGUGUCCUUAUGGGUUUUAUCCUUUGGGAUUUUUAUAUUGUAGAUUUGGUACUUGUGCUGGCUGCUGUGGCCUGCACAUUGGCCUCUCCAACUGCUAUCUACCCCUGCCCUUCAACUGGACUUGAACGUCUUCCACAUGCAUCUAGCUGCAGUCACUUCAUUCAGUGCAUCUCUGGACAUGCUGUCCUUCAGGAAUGUGCUCCAGGCUUCUACUUUAGCGUAGAGUACCAUGAGUGCAAGCAUCCCUACCUGGCGGAAUGUGAUCUGAUGGAUCACGUCUGUCCACUCUUCAAUGAUCCCGAAAAUCUCGUCUACCUGCCCGAUGAUACCGACUGCGAAGUCUACCACAUCUGCGAUGAAGGUGAACCAAGGGCCUUCAGAUGCGCCGAUGGUCUGCACUGGGAUCCAAUCAAUGAGAACUGCAACUACCCAUCAAUUUCAAACUGCCAAGCUGUUGAUGUGCAGUGCAAUGCAACUGGUAUUGCUGUUGUGCCACAUCCCUUCCUCUGCAACCGAUUCUUCCAUUGCAUCGAAGGUGAGAGAUUCCCCGACAUCUGCCCUGGGAAUCUUGUCUUUGACGUUGUGAGGUGGAGGUGCCACCAUCCAGACGAAUCCACCUGUGUCUACUGGGAUGUUGAACCAUCAAUCGAACCCUAUCCGAAUCUCUUCGUUUUGUUAGUCCUCCUCCUUGGAGUUGGACUUUCGAGUCAACAUGAUCCUGUAUUUGGUAAAGUUGGUACAGUACAGUACCCAUGUCCAGAAAUUGGAUACCGAAGGCUACCUCAUACAAAUUCCUGUGAUAAAUACGUACAGUGUCUCGGUAGUCAAGCAUUUGUCGUUAACUGUGCAACAGGAUUGCAUUUUAACGACUUCGAAGGUAAAUGCAUGACUCCUGACAAGGCGAACUGCAACAUCGACUCAAUGCCAUGCCCCCUCUACAAUGACCACAAGAAUCCCGUCUAUCUGAGCAGCAAUACAAACUGCAAUCGAUACUUUAUGUGCUACAACAAUCUCCCAGUUUCAUUCAAUUGUGCCGAAGGUUUCAUCUUUGAUCCCUUCCAUUGGCAAUGUAGGAAUCCUGCAGACGCAAUCUGUGAUACAGUGCAAGUUACCUGCCCAGAAGGAGGAAUAGCUGCUUUCCCACAUCCAGAAUUCUGUGAUCGUUACGUUGUUUGUUGGCAUGGUUAUGACUAUGGUGUUACCUGUCCUCGUGGUCAACAUUUUGAUAUUAAUAAGAGAACUUGCUUACCAGCUCAUAAAGCAACAUGUUACGCAGAAACAACAGCUGAACCAACAUUGCCUACUGAAGCGCCUACUGAAGAGCCUUCAGUCCCAACUGAAGAUCCAACUGAAGAACCGACUGAAGCUCCUACGGAAGAACCUUCAGUCCCAACUGAAGCACCAACUGAAGAACCUUCAGUCCCAACUGAAGCUCCAACUGAAGAGCCGUCAGUCCCAACUGAAGCUCCCACUGAAGAGCCUUCAGUCCCAACUGAAGCUCCUACUGAGGCCCCAACAGAAGCCCCUACGGAAGAGCCCUCAGUCCCAACUGAAGCUCCCACUGAAGAGCCAUCAGUCUCAACUGAAGCUCCCACAGAAGCUCCUACUGAGGCCCCAACAGAAGCCCCUACGGAAGAGCCCUCAGUCCCAACUGAAGCUCCUACUGAGGCCCCUACAGAAGCUCCUACUGAAGCCCCCACAGAAGCUCCUACUGAAGAGCCCUCAGUCCCAACUGAAGGUCCUACUGAGGCCCCAACAGAAGCUCCUACUGAAGCUCCCACUGAAGAGCCAUCAGUCCCAACUGAAGCUCCCACAGAAGCUCCUACUGAGGCCCCAACAGAAGCCCCUACGGAAGAGCCCUCAGUCCCAACUGAAGCUCCCACUGAAGAGCCAUCAGUCCCAACUGAAGCUCCUACUGAAGAGCCAUCAGUCCCAACUGAAGCUCCUACUGAGGCCCCUACAGAAGCUCCUACUGAAGCCCCCACAGAAGCUCCUACUGAAGAGCCCUCAGUCCCAACUGAAGGUCCUACUGAGGCCCCAACAGAAGCUCCUACUGAAGCUCCCACAGAAGCUCCUACUGAAGCUCCCACUGAAGAGCCUUCAGUCCCAACUGAAGCUCCUACUGAAGAGCCAUCAGUCCCAACUGAAGCUCCUACUGAAGAGCCAUCAGUCCCAACUGAAGCUCCUACUGAGGCCCCUACAGAAGCUCCUACUGAAGCCCCCACAGAAGCUCCUACUGAAGAGCCCUCAGUCCCAACUGAAGGUCCUACUGAGGCCCCAACAGAAGCUCCUACUGAAGCUCCCACUGAAGAGCCCUCAGUCCCAACUGAAGCUCCUACUGAGGCCCCAACAGAAGCUCCUACUGAAGCCCCCACAGAAGCUCCUACUGAAGCUCCCACUGAAGAGCCUUCAGUCCCAACUGAGGCUCCUACUGAAGAGCCAUCAGUCCCAACUGAAGCUCCUACUGAGGCCCCUACAGAAGCUCCUACUGAAGCCCCCACAGAAGCUCCUACUGAAGAGCCUUCAGUCCCAACUGAAGCCCCCACAGAAGCUCCUACUGAGCAACCAACAACGGAACCAUCACCAACCGAUCCUCCAGAAUGGAAUAUUGAAGACUUUGAGUGUCCAUCGGGUAUAAUUCAAAAGAAGUUUGAGCAUCCGAAGACAUGUACAAAGUACAUUCUCUGCUAUUGGGGCAAAGCAAGCGAACAUGACUGUCCGAAGAACACAAUCUUCUACAGUUACCUCAGAAUGUGUCUAUACGGCAACCCAAAGACAUGUUCUCUGUUCUAAUGUCACAGAGUUAGCUGUGCUAAGUAACAUUUUGAAUUAGUGAUAUAGACUUAACAAUUAUAUAGUAUUUUAUAUGAAAUAAUAAAGAAAAUACGU